This is a messenger RNA of Linum tenue, 204 nucleotides long. The record is from the annotation of a GenBank genome assembly. Lineage: Eukaryota; Viridiplantae; Streptophyta; Magnoliopsida; Malpighiales; Linaceae.
AUGGUUGGGAGACGGGAAGAUCACGAGCUGAGGAGAGUGUUCCAGAUGUUCGACAGGAACGGGGACGGGAAGAUCACGAGGAAAGAGCUGAGCGACUCGCUGCAGAACCUGGGGAUCUACAUCCCGGAGGGGGACCUGACGCAGAUGAUCGAGAAGAUCGACGUCAACGGCGACGGCUUCGUCGACAUGGACGAGUUCGGGUAG